AUGUCUACGCCCGCAGACCAUAAACCGUCGAAGCAGGCGUCGAAGACACCACAGGUUCCACGGCCCAGCUCGAGCGUUCUGCUCAUCUCCCCCACGAACCAGGUCUUGCUCCUCCACCGCGUAUCGAAAGCCUCUAGUUUCGCGUCCGCUCAUGUCUUCCCCGGCGGCGCCCUCUCCAAAACCCACGACGGCGGGAUACCCGACGUAGACCACCCAGGAAGGCAUCAAGAUGGGCCCGCAUAUCGCAUGGCAGCCAUACGGGAGACCUUUGAAGAAUGCGGCAUCUUACUCGCCAAGAGCAACAAGACGGGUAAGCUAUUCACCGAGAUAAGCGAUGAAGAACGAGAACAAGGCCGAAGAGAUGUACACAGUGGAAAAGUCAAGUUUGGAGACCUGUUACAGAAAUGGGGUGCACUUCCCGAUACCGAAGCUCUGAUUCCGUUUACCCGCUGGGUAACACCCCCAAACGUGCCUAAACGCUUCACCACGCAAAUGUACAUCUACUUUCUCCCCCUUGGCUCCGUAUCGCCAACGAAACACGCCGCACCAAAAGGGACGCCGCCGUCUGCGGGACUGGAAGAAGAGGACGAGAUCGUCAUACCCAAGCCUACACACGAUGGCGGUAUCGAGCACACUGCCGCCCGCUUCCUUCCACCCAACAAAUGGAUUGACCUGGCGCGGCAGAACAGGAUCAUCCUCUUCCCGCCACAGUUCUUGCUCACUUUGCUGUUGGCGCCGUACUUAGCUUCGAGUGUCACAUCGCCCUCUUCGCCCACACCUAGUCUAUCGGAGCUACAACUCGAACGCGAGAAAUGUCUUGACUUCCUGCGUAAGCCGCGCAUGUAUGAUGGGAAGCCCGAGGUGUCUUUUGCUGAAGCGUGUAUAUCUCCACUUGUUCUGGGCAAAGGCGAGUAUGGGCAGACUGGGCAGGACGGGGUCGGUGGUGUGGAUAAGAACACAGCUGUCUUGGUAUUGGAUCGGCCGGGGAAAGAGGUUGAAAGCCAGGGACAAGGGAGAGCGGGACUCAAGGAGUGGGUUGUCACGACGAAGUUUAAGAAAGAAGGGCCUCGGGAUGUGGAUGUUAGGAGAAGGGAGGAGGUGCUGGGGAACAAGAUACAAGGGAAGCUAUAG
Molecule: messenger RNA, 1131 nt
Organism: Alternaria rosae
Lineage: Eukaryota; Fungi; Ascomycota; Dothideomycetes; Pleosporales; Pleosporaceae
Exons: 2
Coding region: 1-1131 (376 amino acids)
Cellular component (GO): mitochondrion
Molecular function (GO): hydrolase activity, acting on acid anhydrides, in phosphorus-containing anhydrides
Source: RefSeq, a predicted model, not a curated record